This is a messenger RNA of Lodderomyces jiufengensis, 411 nucleotides long. RefSeq lists its product as uncharacterized. The coding region runs from base 1 to 411 and encodes 136 amino acids. NCBI's taxonomy places the organism in Eukaryota, Fungi, Ascomycota, Pichiomycetes, Serinales, Debaryomycetaceae. The transcript has a single exon. The record is from RefSeq and is a predicted model, not a curated record.
AUGGCGAUCAAAAAAUCAUAUAACCCAAAAUCAUUUACGAAACUACUAAAUUCAAAACUAAAUACAAAUACAACCAAGGGAGGUAUAAAUAUAGAUGAUUUAAAGUUUAAUAUUAAAAAUGAUGAUAGUGAUAUGUUAAUAUAUUUAAUUUAUUUAUCAUAUAUUAAUGAUUUAAUUAAUGAUUCUAAAAGAAUUGGAUUAUCUAGUUCAGGUUCAUCGAGUAAUAAUAAAGAUAGUGGCAGUGGAAUUAGUGGUACAACUGAAACUAUCACUGAAAGAGAUAACAGUAAAGAUCUAGAUUAUCAAGAUGAUAAGGAUGAAGAAUCUUUUGAUGAUGAAUCUGAUGAUAUUAAUGAAACAACUUUGGAUUUAGCUGAUGAAUCACUUCAUGAGAAAUAUAGAGGAUUAUAA